UAAAGGUCGAAGUAGACACACACAAAUUGUGAUUAUUAAACAUAUUUAUGAGUGCAUACAGUUAAAUAUGGACACUGUUUUCAAGAGGACGUAACCUCUGCUGUUGUGAUACAUUCUAAGUCAUCAAUAAGCUAGACUAGACGCCAUGUUGCACAUAGUUGUGACGUCAGUGUGCGUCAUAUCCGGUUUUCAUGCGUUGCUAGGGGUGAUUAGUGUCAUCGUGGGCAUCAUAUCGAGCAGCAAAUCUGAGGUUUGGCUGGCCCACUGUGUCUCCCCAAUUUGGAGCGGAGGAUUUUUUAUUAUAACCGGAAUACUAGGGAUAUUCUGCGCUCGCAGGAAAACUUCAUAUGUGAUCAUGUGUUUCACGGCAUUCUCUGUGGUUUCCAUGGUAACAGCAGUGGUCAGUAUCCAGCUGCUACGUCUCGGGCUUGUUAACCACACCACGGACGGACAGACGUUCCAAAAACACAAUAAGGACACUUUAAUAAUCAUUGCGCUUGCGCUGGCCGGAAGUGAAAUCCUCAUAUGUCUGGUAUCCACGUUGUUAAGCUGUCGCAUGGCAAAGGUUGCCAAGGAGGAGUUGUGUAAACGCCGCGAGGGGAUGUUCCAUGUGAAGGCAGAUGCAGACGAAAAUUACAAUGACGUCACACUGUCGUCUGGACUAUCUGACAAUAAUAUUGCUGCUGCCGCUUCUGCUGCUUCUGGCAAAGAAGACGUUUUAAAUGAAAUGAAUUUUCUUGAUGUGUGUAUUGAUAAACAUAAUGGUGUAGCAGAUAUUGAGUACAGUGAAGAAGAAAUAGAGCAAACUGAAGGUGUCGGUCAAGAAAACAAUGAUAAUGAUCUUGAUUUCGAAGUACAGGAGGCAACUGUCCAAAAAGACAGUUUAAAAACUCCGCUAAGGUUAGAUAUAAACAGACAUGUCCAAGUAUUUACAGUUCUAGCGAACGACGAUGGAUCAACAUCGCCAAGACCUGAAACCUGAUGGAGGAGACCACUUCUAUUUGGUGUGUUGUUACAUUGCCGAUGGUUCCUUAAGCCAAAGAUGUUCUCGUGCCAGUAUUCACGUUGGUUUAAAUUCACUUGGAAUAAACAUGUUCAAAUCAAUUAGGUGCUUCUGUUUAACUGUGGAGCUGCUUACAGUGGACUGUGUUGUAUACCAAGUAGAGCAUUGCUAUCCAAUCACCGUGGUCGUAUAAGUCAUCGUCAUUGUUGCUAGUAAUUGAAGACAAUGUAUCUUCUUCAGCCUAAACAAAAAGCGCCUUUUCCAUAGUAUACAUAAACGUGCAUGCCUAAACUGAUUUGAGACCGACCUCGCUCCAUACAAUGGGAAACCACAGUCUUAUUUAUUUGUAGUGUAAAGUGUCAUUUCGUUGUAAGAACUAGUUUUGUUCUAUCCGUCCAGGUACCGGUUUGUUGUACAGCUGUAGUAAACCACCUUUGUUGCUGUUGUUCUUUAGUGAUAUAUAUGUCCAUGGCGCGUGUAUAUAAAUUGAUAAAACGGUUGAUGUAUUCAAUAUUAUCUUUUAUUUUAUUUUAUUUCAUUUUUGUUAGUGCAUUCUGCAUACUUAUGUUUGAUUUUUUUUUGCUCAUUGUUUAUGACAUAGUGAUAGUUAUUGUCAUUUAUGUAGUCACGUUAAGGUGUUCCAAUGGCGAUGCUGUGUUAUAGCGUGUUUGUAAGUGAAUGACUCUAUUAAUUCACUACUGUUGUUAAGGCAAAUAUGACUGUCAGAUGUGUAAAUUACUUAUAAUAUAUCAUAUGAGCGCUUGAAAC
This is a messenger RNA of Mya arenaria, 1771 nucleotides long. Its product is annotated as transmembrane protein 196-like. The record is from RefSeq and is a predicted model, not a curated record. The coding region runs from base 146 to 982 and encodes 278 amino acids. The transcript is spliced from 5 exons. Gene Ontology annotation, cellular component: membrane. Lineage: Eukaryota; Metazoa; Mollusca; Bivalvia; Myida; Myidae.